GACUGAGGGGUGGAGGGCAGUCGGAGUAGAGGUGUUCCUCGCUGAACGUCAGCGCCAACAGUUUGCCACCACCCGUACCCGUGGGCCUGAUGUAGCAGGUUGUCAUCCCAUCUGCAGUGAAGGAAGUCCACUCUGGUGUCAUUAUAAUGGACUGAAAGUGGGAGUGGCUAUUCAUGGUGCACAGAGACUGAGCCUGCCUGCCUGCCUGUCUGGCUGUCUGAGGACCCAUCUAUGAGGUGACCCAGAAGAGUGAGUCACACUAGGAUGACAGUUUGGCUGAUGACCAGCAUGAUUACCUGUUCCUGAGUCAAAGAUGCAUGCUCCCUCUUUGGAUCCCCCUGACCACCAAUGAGCUGAUCCAACCCUCCCAUCACACAGUCCCAUCACCACUGUUUUCUACUGUACUCUGUUGUUUUCUAGUCUUCUCUCCCUCAGUCAUUGACCUAGUCUGACCUUCUGCAUGCCUGACAGUUAGGGAGGGAGGCAUUCACAGGCUUUAAUGGGACAGAUUCUCCCUACUAUUCAUGAAGUGUCAGCAGGACAAUAUGCAGCAGGGAGACAAGAGUCAAAGGGAGCCAGAGGGGGUGGGACCCAGUUCAGGUUCUGUGAGAAGGGGGCUGCAAGGCUCAGGUUCGAAGAGGGCCUUAUCUGAGUCAGAGCACCCUUCCUUGAUUAAGAUGAGCCAAAACGCCAGGGAGAGCAUGGGCACUUUUGGCCAGGGCUUGAAGCAGCUGUUUCAGCAGCAGCGUAAACGUCUCUCCCUCUCUCGCUCCACCAUCACCUCUUCAUCAUCCUCCUCAUCUUCCUCUGUGGUGUCAGCAGGUGGCACCUCCCCUUCUGCCCCAGAGGAUUCCUCAGGGUCUUGCUGUCCUGAUCCUGACAUCCUCUCUGCUCCUAUGGUUCCUUCUGCAGCUGGCCAGGGCUCAGCUGCUGCAGGGAUGAUAAGGCGUGGGACCAGCCUGCAGAGUCGGCGAAGUAAGGGUUCUGGGUCAGGAUCUGGGAGUGGAGAUCGCGAUCCUCUUCUGAAAGGUAGCCCUCAAGCCCCGCACCGCCGCUAUACCCAUGACCCGCAGCUGCAUACCAGCCGCCCACGCUCCUCCUCCACCACUGAUACCACACCCAGCAGUCCUGCCCCAGGAUUUUCCAGUGGUGAUGCUGUGCUGUCAUCAGGGUACCAGUCCACAGAGGAGACAGACAGGAUUGACCGUCUGGAAGUGAGCGGGCUAGGCCAAGCACCUCUGUCUGUUUCAUGUGGGGCAGACAGUUCGUUCCCGGGGGGUGAGGAUAUCACCCCAGACCCUCAGCGCACCAAGCAGGCCAUCGCCCAGCUGCAACAGAAGAUCCUCAAGCUCACGGAGCAGAUUAAGAUUGAGCAGACAGCCAGGGAUGAUAAUGUUGCUGAGUACCUCAAACUGGCCAACAAUGCCGACAAACAGCAAAGCACACGCAUCAAACAGGUUUUUGAGAAAAAGAACCAGAAGUCAGCACAGACCAUCCAGCAGCUGCAAAGGAAACUAGAGCACUACCACCGGAAACUGCGGGAAGUGGAACACAACGGUAUCCCACGCCAGCCCAAGGAUGUUCUGCGGGACAUGCAGCAGGGCCUGAAGGAUGUCGGAGCCAAAGUCACAGGCUUCAGUGAGGGAGUGGUGGAUAGUGUCAAGGGUGGCCUCUCCAGCUUCUCACAGGCCACCCACUCUGCUGCUGGUGCAGUCGUCUCCAAACCCCGGGAGAUCGCUUCCCUUAUUCGCAACAAAUUUGGCAGUGCUGAUAAUAUCCCUUCGCUUAAAGACUCUCUGGACGACCCUUCAGUGGAAGAAGGUGUGACAUGUACUGGUGGACGUUCUCUGGGUAGCGCUGGGCAUCACUUCCAAUCCAGUCCAAAGUAUGGCAGUGAGGAUGACUGCUCUAGUGCUACAUCAGGCUCUGCAGGGGCAAACAGCACAACAGGGGCCCCCGGGGGUCCACCAAGUUCCAAGGGAAACACACUGGAGAGGAGCCAGAGCUCCAGCUUUGAUAUGCUGCUGCAGGAGCUGCAGGAGUUGAGGGAGGGCCAGGCAAGGCUAGAGGAGAGCCUGGAAGGCUUGAAGAGCCACUAUCAAAGAGACUACACAGUUGUUAUGCAAGCGCUGCAGGAAGAACGCUUCAGGUGUGAGCGUCUGGAGGAACAGCUGAACGAUCUAACAGAACUUCACCAGAAUGAGAUCCUCAACCUUAAACAGGAGCUGGCCAGCAUGGAGGAGAAGAUCGCCUACCAAUCGUACGAGCGAGCCAGAGACAUCCAGGAGGCUUUGGAGGCAUGUCAGACCAGGAUCUCGAAGAUGGAGCUCCAGCAGCAGCAACAGCAGGUGGUCCAGUUGGAGGGGCUGGAAAAUGCCACAGCCCGGACCCUCCUGGGAAAACUUAUCAAUGUGCUGCUGGCCCUUAUGGCUGUCCUUCUGGUCUUUGUUUCAACUGUGGCCAACUGUGUGGUCCCCCUGAUGAAGACACGCUCACGCUCCCUGUCCACCCUGCUCCUCAUCCUCCUGCUGGCCUUCCUGUGGAGAAACUGGGACGCUCUCUCGGGGUAUACACACCGCGCACUGCAGCCCCCGGGAUGACCAGAUUACAUCCAGCACAUGUUGCUUUGGUGACACCAAGCGAUGUAACUGUAGCUGCAGUCUACAGUCGGUUCAACUGAGCACAUUCGGAAGCAGCCUGGAGCCAAGAUAAAGAGAGAGAAUCUAAGUGAAGACGAGAACAUUCACGUUUAGGAAGAACAAGACUGUUUACAUUUUUAAAAUGAACUUUUGUGUUGUUAUUCCUCACAGAAUGCAGUAUUGUACUGUUUUUACCUUUAGAGUUUAAUCAAUUAUAAUGUUAUUUCUAAUAAUAUUAUUUUAUUUUCAAUGUUAUUUUAUUCAGUACCAUGUAGCAUUACACUCCUCUCACUCUACAUGAAGGGGAGUUUAGUCAGGAAACUGGGCUGGCGAGCUGCCCCAAAGGCCCAGUCUAAUUGUAGAGACAUGCAAAUAUGAGAAUGUGGUUGAUUGCCUUUAGGGAAGAGAACUCUUACUUAGCUGUGAUUGGUAGAUUUGACCCAUGGCUAAAAGCCUUUCUGGAAGUUACACCUUUCUUGCUGUGAUGAAAUUUGUUCAGAUAGAACAUUUUGAAGGAUUGACCGUGACUUUUGAGUGUCAUGCUGACUAGAGACUUUGUGCUUCCUUACCAUGUCUAAUGGCAAAGAUCACAUUUACUUUAAGUUAAAAAAAAUGUUGAAAAUAGGGAAGAUUAUGAAUGACACAAAAACUAGAGGGGAAAGCUGAGGUGGGCUGCCUGCCAUAGAAACGGCACGUAAAUAUACAGAAACCAUCUGGCUGUUGUCUAGCAUCAGCCAUAUUUGUAACAUGUAUACAGUGCUGUCAUUAAGAAAAUUACUUUCAAAGCAGAUUUACUUUUAAAAGCAAUGAUAAAGGGCCUUUGUCCAAGUAAACUUAGUUUGCCGGGACAAUUGGCCUCCCACCCCACCAUUAUGAUGUGAUCAGGUUAAGAAAGGGAGACCACUGGUGCUUUUCCCAGUUCUGUCUCAGAAGGAUCAUGAAUGCUGCUGCUUCAUAUCUACAGUGCAAGUCAUCUCUACUGCCAUUCCAGUCAAAUGCACAUUGCCUGGAUGUGACUUUAUACUACUGACACAGUCUCCCUGCAUGUUAUCUUUCUUUCUUUUUUCCACAAGCACCCUAUCUCAAGGUGUGAUCACCCAGUGCCAAACUUCAGUUAGCCCAGGGAUGUCUAAGCACCCAAAAGGUCCAAGCAGCAGCUGUGGCUUCUAUUCAGAAAUGUCAUGAAUGUCUCGCAGAAUGUCUUUGGGAGAUGCAACUUUUGUGAGGGGCAAGUAAUUCGCAAUCUGAAACGUGACCUUGCCUCCAAAUGCUCAGCAGUGUUUUUCUACACAUUUGCUUCCACGAGUACAGCUCCUUGGCUCGGCAUCCAGUCUCUCUUUUACUCGCUCACUUUCUAACCUAGUCAAGGACACUACAAGAUGACCUAGCACGUUAACUAGUCUGCACUGUAUUUAAUGCCAAGAAGCUGAUUUCCUAACGACUUUGUGAUCAUUUGAAUUGUACAGCUGCACUUUAGCACACUGAUAGAUAGAGUAUGUGUCAGGCAGAGGCUUAAAGAGUGACAACCUUUGCGGUCUCUAUCAGUCACCCUCAGUGAGACAGGAAGAGUCGACUCAGGUCGGGGACGCUGACAUACUUGUCUACAGAAAAAAAAAAAAGGAAUUCAGUUCUUUUUUGUCAGAAUGUGAGUAAACUUGAUUUCUGUCAAGUUGAACUGCAGUAAGCAGAUAUACUGAUCUGUUAGUGAUGUGUAAUCAAAGGUACAAUAGACAAGUCCAGAGUGAGCUGACCUCUGACCUUAUCUUGUCUUUGCAACACCACCUCUGAAUUUGGGUUGUGUGCUAAACCACUUCAGUGCCUUCUGAUGUCCUUUUUUAAGUGUGGAAUAAAUAAAGUGCAUUCCUGACUAAUUCA
Archocentrus centrarchus (flier cichlid) is the source of this 4514-nucleotide messenger RNA. It is a transcript of the gene tmcc1a, whose product is annotated as transmembrane and coiled-coil domain family 1a. The transcript is spliced from 9 exons. Bases 525 to 2600 code for a protein of 691 amino acids. NCBI's taxonomy places the organism in Eukaryota, Metazoa, Chordata, Actinopteri, Cichliformes, Cichlidae. The record is from RefSeq and is a predicted model, not a curated record. Gene Ontology annotation, cellular component: endomembrane system.